This is a messenger RNA of Scylla paramamosain (green mud crab), 9119 nucleotides long. RefSeq names its product nipped-B-like protein (gene Nipped-B). The record is from RefSeq and is a predicted model, not a curated record. Gene Ontology annotation, molecular function: chromatin binding. The transcript is spliced from 31 exons. Gene Ontology annotation, cellular component: Scc2-Scc4 cohesin loading complex. The coding region runs from base 16 to 6711 and encodes 2231 amino acids. Gene Ontology annotation, biological process: regulation of gene expression; replication-born double-strand break repair via sister chromatid exchange; establishment of protein localization to chromatin. NCBI's taxonomy places the organism in Eukaryota, Metazoa, Arthropoda, Malacostraca, Decapoda, Portunidae.
GCUGGUGACCUGUUAAUGGGCGUUUUAAGGGAGGCAGUGAGUGUGGGGGCGUGCGGCACUAGUUGUUGGCGCGGAGGAGUCCAUUGGGUCAGUGUGUGGUGCGGCCCUGAGGUGUCCGUGGCGCGUCUUGUUGUGAGAGUUGGAAAUACGUCAUUUUUACCCUCUGUAGCGCCUCUCCCUUGGUGUGAGUGGAGUGAGCGUGGCUACAAUGUUGUGGAGCAGAGUGCUGGUGCCGCCAUAACACUUCCGGUGCAGCAGGACUCGGCAGUACUACCUGAGCUGCCCCUGCCUUCUUCCUCGGUGGGCCUCGGGGACUCCCGGUCUCUGCUUUUUCAUCCGAGAGUAGCUGAGGAGGCACAGCGGCUCCUCGCGUGCCAAGACCCAGACCUGGUGCAGCAGCUGGCCAACUCCCUCGCCCGCACCCACGCCGACCAUAUACAGCUGAAGGAGCAGUAUGCUGGCACGGAACAUGCUGUGGAGGUGAAGACAGCACCACCACUGCUUGAGGGAAUCCUGCGCUGCAAACCAGCUGUGUUUACUGGCAAACCAGCAGGAGGCAGUGAAGCAGUAGGAGGAGUGAGCAUCAAGACUGAGGCAGGAGUUCCCCCAGUCCAGAACAGCGUGCUGGCCAAGGCGGCCAAGCAUAUCAACAAUGUGUCAGUGAUCCAGUGUGGCCCGGCACUGGCUAAUGCUGCCCAAGUCAAGGUGAAGAGUGAGCCUGGGGGUCAGGAUCCCCCGACACCCCCACCAGGUGAGCCCACUGCCCACCUCCCCCAGGGAGUCCCAGCGGAGAAGGCCCUUGCCAAACCCAGCCCCGAGGAGGUCAAGGCCGUGGCAGGUCAGAAGGAGCUGGAGGGCCGACUGAAGUCCCAGGUGGAGGAGUCGCUUGGCCAGCUCCCGGCAGACACAAGGGACGCCAGCAAGCAGGAGAAGAAACCAGACGUGUGGCUGGCCAAUGUGGUGCCCGACAAGGAGAAGGAAGCCCCUAACCACACCCAGGACUCCAAGAGUAAAGCAAGCAAGGACCAUGCCACAUAUCCUGUGGGGAAGAUGAAGGAGCCAGUAGUGGUUCUCAACAAGCUCUCCUCGGAGGAGCUUAAGUCAGUGUCGUGCAUCCCCAAGCUGUCAGGGGUUGGUAGUAAUGUCAAGACUGACAGCUAUGUGGACAGCUCCAAGAACAACAGCAGCAGCUCCAGGAGGUCUCGGGGCUCCCGGGAAGCCAGCAAGUACAAAGAGGUGAGCUCGGAAUCAGAAUCUGAGGAGGAGGACAAGAAGAAGCCAACCAAGUACUUCAAGAACCGGGAGAGGGAGAGGGAAGAAAAGCGGCGGAAAGAUAAAGCUGAUCGGAAACGCAACAGGAUUGCCUCUGAUGAUGAGGAAUACAACCCAGACCAGGAGGCAAAGAAGAGGAGGAAGGGAGGCCAUCAGGAGGAGGACGACGAUGAUGAGGAAGGGGAGGACUCGGAGGGUGAGGGAGCAGCAUCUAAGCAGCAGAGCAACAGGAGAGCACCAGCUGCCCCCCUGCCCAAGAAGUCAUACACCAACAAGCGUAUUGAGCGCAAGCUGGUGGGUCCCACGGAGAAGCUGUCCUCUGAGGAGCUGAUGGAGAGUGGUGUGUACCAGAGGUUCAACCGCGCUGUGGAGAAGAUCUUUGACAACACUGAGGAUCUGGAUGUCAACGCUGAGAUUGAAGAGGAUGGGGACGUCCCUCAGGAAUACCUCAUUCCCAAGUAUGAGCUGACGGAUCUGUGCUCUGAGACGGCCAAGCUCAAGAGCCUUGGGGCCAUGGCCAUUGUGCCACCUGAAAGGCUGGUCAGGCUCCUCAACAUCCUGGAGAAGAACAUCCGUGACGGGGCCAAGGUGACACCUAUCGUGGACGAGCAGGAGGAUGAUGAGGAUGACAAGCUGUGGAUGGAGCUGGUGAUGGAGCGCAUCCUGCGGGGCAUGGAUGCCUCCCUCACGGCCAUGUACAUCAUGACCGCACCUAACAUGAGCAAGCGGGUCUACUUGGAGGAUGUCAUUGAGCGCUGUGUCCAGUUCACCAAGUUCCAGCUCUCCAACACCAUAUACCCCUCUUUUGACCCUGUGUACAGGGUGGACAGUAAAAAAGAUGGAUAUGUGGGCAACAUGAAGAGGAAGCGAGCGCAGUGUAAGGAUGUGAGGAACAGGAGCAUUCUGGGUCUGUACAACAAGCUGCAUGAGGUUGUGGGCUUGCUGGCAGAUCUGCUCAGCAUACAGACCCUCACUGACACCACCGUGCUGCAGCUCUCAACGCUUGGGGUUUGCCCGUUUUUUGUUGAGAAUGUGUCUGAACUUCAGUUAUCAGCCCUCAGGCUGGUCACCAAGGUGUUUGCCAAGUACAACAAGCACCGCCGUUUACUGCUGGAUGACAUUCUGGCAUCUAUAGCACGCUUGCCCAAUAGCAAGCGUAGUUUGAGAACUUACCGAUUAAACUCUGAUGAGAAUGUGCAGAUGUUGACAGCCUUAGUGUUACAGUUGAUACAGUGUGUGGUGGAACUCCCCGAGGAGCUGGCACAGGGUAGAGGUAGUAAAAGUGCAACCAGUGAGAGUGUCAAUAGUCAGAAUCCCAAAGAUAGAGACGCCAAAGUGCCCGAGGCGCGGAAAGAGUCGACAAUGGACCGUGAAGUGCUGGUGUGCAGCCGGUAUGAGACGGCCAUGAGCACCGCUUACAGCUUUCUCUCAGUGUUCCUGCAGAAAACAGGAAGCAAGAGUGAGGAGAUAGACUACCGCCCACUCUUUGAAAACUUUGUUCAGGACCUCCUGGCCACAGUAAACAAACCUGAGUGGCCGGCUGCCGAGCUGCUCCUCUCCCUUCUUGGCAAGCUUCUAGUACAAAAAUUCUGCAACAAGAACACAGACAUGGCCCUGCGCGUGUCCUCUUUAGACUGCCUGGGUGUGGUGGCUGCCAAGCUGCGCCGUGAUGCCGUCUCCUCGCACCUGGAGCUGGAGAACAUUGACGCCAUCAUCCGGGAGGUGAAGGAGGAGGAGAACCGGGAUGCCCCCAUGUUGGAGGAUGGCUCCCCUCCCACUGAGAAUGGCACGGCCAGUGGGGGGUCUGGCAAAAAGAACAAGAAGAAGAAGAGCAGUGCGGAGAAGCUGCGAGAUAGUGAGGGUGGGCCGUAUGACGAGGAGGAGGAGCGCACCAUGUUCCUCCAGCGGGUGCUCCUCGACUGGCUGGCCGUCAACUCCAGCAGUGAGCCGGCUCUCCUCCAUGCCCGGCACUUCUGCAUUGGCCAGUGGUACCGGGAGGCCUACACUGAGAUUAUGAGGCAGAAGCAAGGGCUGCUGCCUCAGCCCAGUGGCAGUAAGUCUGGCAGCCACAACAAGAGGAAGAGAAAGAGAAAAGGUGACAGUGAGGACGAGACCAGUGAGGAUUCAGAUGACGAUGAGGAAGAAGGCGGAAAGAAAGGGGGAGGGCAGGUGGACGAGGCCUUGGCGGCUGAGGUGACUCAGCUAGCUGAAAAGAGGAAGACUUUUCUCCUGACUAAGGUCCCUGCCUUCCCCCCAGCCUCCCCUGGUGCCAAGACCCAGACUCUGCAGACCCACAUCGGCUAUGCCAACGCUGAACUCAUCACCAAAUACCUGGCCUCCAAAAGACCGUUCUCGCAGAGCUUUGACCUUUAUCUCAAGCAGAUCCUGCGAGUGUUGACCGAGUCUGCCAUUGCUGUGCGCACCAAGGCCAUGAAGUGCCUGACCAUGGUGGUGGAGGCUGACCCUGGAGUGUUGUCAAGGAAGGAUAUGCAACUUGGGGUGCACCACUCCUUCCUGGACCACUCCACCUCUGUCAGGGAAGCUGCUGUCGACUUGGUGGGCAAGUUUGUUCUCUCUCGCCCGGAGGUCCUCAAUACCUAUUAUGACAUGAUCUCAGCAAGAAUUCUGGAUACUGGUGUAAGUGUCAGGAAAAGAGUCAUCAAGAUUCUGAAGGACAUCUGCCUAGAGUGUCCGGACUUUGCCAAGAUACCAGAGAUUUGUGUUAAGAUGAUCCGGAGAAUCAACGAUGAGGAGGGCAUCAAAAAGCUGGUACAGGAGGUCUUCCAGAACAUGUGGUUCACACCAGUGAGGGAUCGGCCCCAUGUAGAUGAGGAAGCCCUGUUGAGGAAGGUGAACAACAUUACUGAGGUGGUGGUGGCCUGCAGGGACACCGGGCUGGACUGGUUUGAGCAACUGCUCCACAGUAUGUUCAAGCCCCGAGAAGACAAGGAUGAUGUGACCAAGGUAGUGAGUGAGCCCCCCAAGUCCCUGGUGACGGCGUGCAAGCAGAUUGUGGACUGCCUGGUGCGCCACAUUCUGGUGCUGGAGGAGGACGGACACAACAAUGCUGCCGGCCCACAGCCUCGCACCACCACGCAGCGUAUCCUGGCCUGCCACAAAACACUCUACCUGUUUGCCAAAAUCCGUCCCCAGCUCCUGGUGGAUCACGCGAUAACACUUCAGCCUUACCUCGCGUGGAGAUGCCAGACCCAGGUAGACUACAACAUGAUAGGUGUGGUGGCUCGCACCCUGGAGCUUGUGGUGCCCUUGAUGGAGCAUCCAAGUGAGACCUUCCUGGCCCAGCUUGAAGAGGACGCAGUGAAGUUGAUCUUGCAGCACGACCGCACCGUCAUAACAUCCUGCUUGGCACUUCUCGGCUCCAUAGUGAACACAGUCACAAAAAACUACCGCCUCAUCAAGGACUGUUUCAACAGGUAUCACACCUUCAUCGUAGACUAUAAGAGGUACAGUGAGGAGAAUCCACAAUGUCCCAAACUGGAAACCCACAAGCCACUCUUCCGAAGAUCUCUGUAUACCAUUGGACUGUUACUGAAGCAUUUCAACCUUAAGGAUGAAACAGUCAGGUGUGGCCUGCAGGAGGACAUCACUGACCAAGUGUUCGACACCCUCAUGUACUUCAUGGACCAGCCAGACAGCAACAUCCGCCACUACACCCUGCAGGCGCUGGGCUUCGUGUGCAUCCGUCACUACGAGCUGAUGAUGGGGACUCGCCUCAAGCAGCUCUACCACACCUUGCUGCUUGACCCGUCCGUCAACACCACCCUGCGCAUCCAAACCCUGCAGAACAUCGAAUCCUACUUGCAGGAGGAGGAAGUGCGCAUGAUCAAGCAGGACCAAGAGUGGGCUAAACAAAAAACUCGUGAAAACUUGAAGGAGAUGUGUGAUGUCCAGUCUGGCAUGGCGUCGGCAAUCAUUCAAGUUUACUUGAAGCAAGUACUGGAGUGUGUGGUGACCGGGUGCAUGGGGGUGCGGCACUCAGCACUGCGUGUGAUCCAGCUGGUGUUGGCACAGGGCCUGGUGCACCCCGUCCAGAUUGUGCCCUACUUGGUGUGCAUGUCUACUGACACGGAGGACAUGAUUGCUCAUUCAGCAGACAAGCAGCUGCAGGACAUAGAGAAGAAGUACCCGGGCUUCAUCGGGAUGAAGGCCAUGCAGGGGUUCCGGCUGUCCUAUCGUCUCCACUCUCUCAUCCAGCCAUCCAUGCCCACCAGGGGUUUCCGCACCAAGGAGGGGGAGCAUCCUGGUGCACUCAAUGGCUUCCUGUACUCCGUGAUGCGCUCCACCAAGCAGCACCGCAGGGCUGUGGCCUUCUCCCUCCUGAAGCAAUUUGAGGAACAGGCGAGAACCACUCUUGCUGAGCUGCUGUUCAUCUCGGACAACCUGGCAUACUUCCCUUACCAGGUGUUGGACGAGCCACUCUUCAUCAUCCACCAUAUAGACAUCAUGAUAUCAGUCACAGGUGCCAACCUUCUCCAGUCUUUCAAAGAGUCUCUGCUGCCACCACCCAAUGCUGAGGUGAAGAUCAACCCUGAGACUGGCCAGCCAGAGUAUGUGGAUGACCUGGAAGACGAGGAGGACGUGGAGGUGUACCUGAGCCGCAUGCCCCCUAACUUGACGCCUCUGGUGGAGUGCAUCAAUGCCUCACAGGGCUGCCUCCUCCUCCUCAUGCUCAAAGAUUAUAUGAAGGAAAUUUAUGGCAUCACUGACGGGAAGAUUGGCCAGUACUCGCCGUCAGACACCUCCAAGCAGUAUGAGAAGAGCUGCUCCAAGAAGAGCUCAGCAAAGUUUAACCCCAAGCCAAUCCUGAAGAGACUGAAGGAGGAGCCUGAGCAGGACUUGAACAACCUUGAGGACAUCAGACCAAAGAUUGACCUCAUCAACCAGUACCUCAAUUUUAAAGCCCUCAUGCUGAAGAUAGAUCCAGAUGAUGAUGAUGACUCAGAUUCUGAAGUGAAGAAGCCAUUCCAGAACGAUGCCCACUCCUCCAUGCCCAACACACGCAACCUUCGAGGCAACCAGCAUGCAACGGAUGUCCCCUGCCUGCCUGGCACCCACGAUGGAUGGAAGGACCAACCCAAGGGGACGGAGAUGAACUCGGCAGUGGCCCUCAAUGCCAUUGGCCCCGUCACUGGGGAGCUCCUGCCACCGACCAAUGCAGCACCACAGCCGCCGCCACCGCCGCCGCAGCAGCACCAGUCCCCCAUCAAGCCCAUCACCAUCCGGACCUCGCAGGUGGUGCCACCUCGGGAACACCGCUCCUCCCACCAUCAUCACCACCACCAUCACCACCACCACCACCGCUCCUCUUCCCACAAAUCUUCCAGCCACAAAAAGCACAAGAAGAAAAAGAGGAGAAGGAGAACGAGCGACUCCGAGGAUGAUGAGAGCGACUACAGUGACCCAGAUUUCCUCGUAUAGUAGUGACUCGAGUCUGUGGUGGCCCGCUGCGGGUGGCCAAGUGGCCAGCAUGGCGGACAGGACCUGAGAGUGUGCCACGGCCGCCGCUGCCGCCGCUGGGUUUGUGUGUGAGUUGCGUGUGAGUGUGUUCGCGUGUGUGUGUGGAGCUCGGAGGAAAGCGUAGAUAAAUUUGAUCCUUAGUGAUGCUGAAGUGACCUUUAUACAAAAGAAAGUUUUAAUAAGAAUACAAGAGGAAUGAGAAUAGAUAUUUUUUAUUCCAAGCAAUACUAUAGGUAAGGGAGUUAUUUUGCAUUAAUGACUGCACAGAUGCAACUUCUCUAUUGCAAUACCUCUGAUGAAGUACGGUGGCAACUAUUAUUGGACUGACUGGAAUCGGACAUGGGGUUUCUCGGUACCACAGGAACGAGGUGGUGUGGCGAUGACGACGAGAAGGUUACAAAGUACAACCAGUUUUGUACCAGAACAUUGGUCGGCCGGCAGCGUUUUGCACGCCGAGGAAGACAACGCCCAUGCGAUGGUAAUGAGUCGGCGAGAAUAUAUUUAUUAUUUAUUGUACAGUACAUUUUCACCACCAAUAGUUUCUUUUCUAUUUAUUGAGGAAGCAGAAGAGAGCAGAGCAGAGCAGAGCAGAGCAGAGCCCCCCAUCCCCCGGCACUGGUUGUGAGAGUCAGUGUUGCCAGUGUAGACGUACUCACACCAUGGAGGCUCCUUUUUACUAGUUCAUAUGUAUAUGUAUUUAUGACAUAUAUAUAUAUAUAUAUAUAUAUAUAUAUAUGUAUAUUAUAUAUAUAUAUAUAUAUAUAUAUAUAUAUAUAUAUAUAUAUAUAUAUAUAUAUAUAUAUAUAUAUAUAUAUAUAUAUAUAUAUAUUAUACAUUUUAGUUUUUUUCGUGGAAAGGAAAGGAUUUAUCUUGACCAUUGACCAGUUUUUAAACUUUUACUGAGUAUUGAUUUUGACAGUGCAAUUUUGUAAGAAAUUUUGAAGGACCAGACGAUUGAGGACAUGUUUGCUAGGUUUAGCCCAUCUUUUCUCAGUUUGUGCACAAAUGUUCAAUAUUUGAACUAUACUUGAUUAUGCAAAGUUUUUACAAUUCACCAAAAGUGGGAGGUUCAGAAUGUUUAAUUUGCCUUUGUGAUAUCAGCUCCUCUUAUACACAUUUUCCUGCCAAAUACAAGCUACGUGACUACUGUCAAGGGGAAUACAACAGUGCAUGGGCACCUUAUUAUUAUAACAAAAGUCCAAAGGAGUCAGUUUAUCAUUAAUGUGAAUAGUGUGUGACCACUAAUGAUGUAAGUAUGUGUUCCAUAAUAUUGGUCUAUUUUUACCUGACUGUAGUGGCGUCACACAGAGUUUAGUUUAUAGACUAGACAAAAGUGUAGUAAUGGUCUGUAUAUCUGCGACUUGCAAGUGGACUUGUUUUUUAUCAGAUAAAAAUGGUACAUAAUUGUAUGUAUACUUGUGAAUAGCAAAGUUUACCUAAUAUGGUUUCAGCAAAGACAACUUUUCCUCAUUACUUAUUUUUUAUAGAAAACAUGGCAGAGUCUGAGCUGUUUUCUUUUUUAUACCAAUGGAAAAAAGUGGAAAAAUUUGUAUUGCCUUUUGCGAUAUUUCUUGUACAGAAUGAGUCAACAGCGCAGACUCGUGCCCGACCCACCCUCGAGUUUUGUAGUAGAUUGUGUUUUGUCCAUUACUUUGAUUCAUAACCCAAAUUAAUUAUUUCCUCUCAUCACACGAGUGGAGGGGGAGGGAGGGCUUUCCCCACCAAUUACCACCACCACCACCACCGUCACCGUCACUUUCACCGUCACCGUCACCGUCUUUUCGUCCCCCAGUCCUCGCUGUACAAGGCAAGACCCUCCAUGAGGAACUCGCUCGCCGGCCAGUGACUGACACACACACACACACACACACACACACACACACACACACACACACACACACACACACACACACACACACACACACACACACCCACACCCACACCCACACACACACACACAUUGCUAUGGGUGAUGGAGUUACCCACAUCACUCUCAGCCACACAUAUCAAAACAGGUACUCUUGCUGCUGCUGAUGCCUCAGUAUAGACUACUACCUUGUUCGGCUCAUCGCCAGCCUCCUCUCAUCCUUCCCCACACGGUACGCUCGCAUCCGCCUCGGUUCGCUCAUCACACUGGGUACAAGCAGGAGCGUGGAACUUAUUAUUAUUAUCAUUAUUAAUAUUAUUAUAUUAUUAUUUUUAUGUUCUCGAUAAUAAUACCACCAGCCUGUAAGUCCCACGUACUGAUGGCGUUGGUAUAGCGAUUUAAGCCCGGCCCCGCCCCGCCCCGCCCCGCCACUCCUCAUCAUCUUGAACCAAUGUCAGACACAAAGGAGUUCCAUUAGAAACAUUAAAUGAUCAGCAACAGG